This is a messenger RNA of Penicillium salamii, 1464 nucleotides long. The record is from the annotation of a GenBank genome assembly. Lineage: Eukaryota; Fungi; Ascomycota; Eurotiomycetes; Eurotiales; Aspergillaceae.
AUGCAAUAUCACAUUGCCUCACACCCCAAACCCCAAUAUAUUACUCGUACAUGUCUAAUCAAGCUCCACCAAGACCCAUACUUUGAAUCGCAUGACUCGUAUCCACCCCUGACAACGGUAGCCCUCAAAACCUUGGAACAAACGCUCAACUUUAAUCACUUACAUCCAACGAUGCCCUUCACAGUGACAAUCAUCGGCGGUGGAAUCGGCGGGCUAGCCCUAGCUGUUGGCCUACUGAACCGCGGCAUCCCAAUCCAACUCUACGAGGCUGCCUCCGCAUUCACGGAAAUAGGACUGGGUCUCUCCCUCGGCCCUGCGGCCUACCGCGCUUUACCACUACUUGACCCCGCCCUGCGUGAAAUCUACGAUAGCCUCGUCACGACACACGCAGACAGUCCUGGCUAUGAAGAAUUUCGAACGACAUGGUUUGAGUUCGUCUGGGCUUGUGGGUCUGAUGAGGGGAAGGUGUUAAUGGAUUUGAAAGCGGAGCCAAGUGGACAGACUGCGCUGAAGAGGGCUGAUUUUGUCAAUGCGCUUGUUCGGCUGGUGCCGAGGGAUUGUAUCCAUUUUGGGAAGAGGUUGGUGGGGAUUGAGGAGGGUGUGGAUGUGAAGUUGGAGUUUGAGGAUGGGGAUGUUGUGAAUGCAGAUGUUGUGAUUGGUUGUGAUGGUAUUCGGUCCCGGGUUAAAGAGUUUGUGUGUCAAUCCUGUGAAUUGCUGCCGAGGUAUAGCGGCAUGUAUGGGUAUCGGGCUGUCCUUGAUAUGGAUGAUGCUGUGGAUGCAGUGGGAGAUAAGCGGGCUAGGGUUGCUUCGAUGUAUGUUGGAAAGGGUGCAUAUGGGAUUUCCUAUCCGAUUAUGCAGGCCAAGAAGGUGAACGUGGGGGUUUACGUUCUCAGCGAUGAGUGGGACCAUGACUCUUGGGUGCGGCCUGCAAAGAGGGGGGAUCUGCAGCGGGACACUGAGGGCAUGGGGCGAUAUGUCAAAGCGUUGGCUGAGCGAAUGCCUGAUCCAUCCCAAUGGGCCAUUUUCGAACACCCCCAUAUUUCAACAUACGCACGCUCUCGCGUAGUUAUCAUGGGCGACGCUGCCCAUGCUUCGACGCCGCAUCAGGGUGCUGGUGCGGGACAGGCCAUUGAAGAUGCUCAUGUCCUUGCCGAACUCCUGGAUGAUACGCGGGUGAAAAGGGUCGACGAUGCUGUCUUGGCGUUUCAGGCAUACGACCACAUCCGGCGACCACGAAGUCAAAGAGUUGUCACCAGUAGCAAGGAGAAUGCGGAUCUUCUGUGUUUGUGCUUGGAAGGAGUCUCUGAUGAUUCUGUCAGAUUGAAGGAGACAUUAAAUGCGCGAUUUGGCUGGCUUUGGAACUUGGAUGUUCAAGGUCAGGCUCAGCGGGCGAGAGAAAAGAUGGCCCAAUUAAUGGCUAAUCGGUCCUCUGGUUGUACGGAUCGCUGUCGCCACACGGGAUAA